Messenger RNA from Gongylonema pulchrum, 270 nucleotides. Lineage: Eukaryota; Metazoa; Nematoda; Chromadorea; Rhabditida; Gongylonematidae. The record is from the annotation of a GenBank genome assembly.
AUGAUUCCAGUAUUGUUCUUUGUGCUCGCUGUACUUGUAGCCGCUCAAGAACCAGAAAAAGAGAAUGAAAGGCCGCCAGAGGGAUAUCCAGAGGGAUAUCCUGGAUAUCCCGAAGGGUAUCCAGGAGUAGGUCAGCCGGAGAAGGAGGAUAAGGAGAAGGAAGAAAAGGAGAAGAAGGAGAAGGAAGAAAAGGAGAAGAAGGAAAAGGAAGAGAAGGAGAAGGCGGAGAAGGAGAAGAAAGAGAAGGAAGAGAAGGAGAAGGCGGAGAAG